AAUAACAAGUUUACUACAAAAAUAUCAAAAUAUUUUGCUUCAUUAACAGCUGAUUGCUAAAAAACCCGAACUCAAAGAUGGUGUCUUUUAUAUGUAACGCCUGUGGACAAUCAGUUCGUAAAAAUCAGGUUGAGAAACACUACCAGACGGUUUGUCGUCAGUGCAAUGUUCUGUCUUGCAUUGACUGUGGGAAAGAUUUCCAUGGCGAAGAAUAUGCUGCUCACACAAGUUGUAUAUCAGAAGCUGAAAAAUAUCAAGGCAAAUUGUUUCAGUCUAAGGAGAAGGCGAAUAAAGGAGAGCAAAAACAACAGGAAUGGAUAAAGCAACUUCAAGAAGUGACUGGAUCUGAUUCAGUCGACCCAUCAAUCAGAAAACACCUACAGACACUAAAACAAUAUUCCAAUAUCCCAAGAAAAAAGGCAAAGUUUCAGAAUUUUUGCAAAAACAGCGUAAAGAUAUAUGAUCAAACUACUCUGGAUAAACUGUGGGAUGCAUUUUCUGGAGGAAACAAGGCAAGCACACAAAACCAGAAGUCCAAUGGUGAGGCACAAGUUCCGGACCAAAAUAAUAAAGAAGAAGUGAAUAGCGAGUCUAGUAAAGAGGAACCAAAUGUUAAGGAAACUAAAAAGACAGAGAAAAAGGAAAAGAAAAAGAAGAAACGAGUGGAAGAAGUUGUAGGAAAUAAGAAAUCAAAAAAGGAUAAAGCAGAUGAUAACACAAAUGAACAAAAUGGAGCAGGGAAGAAGAAGAAAAGAAAAAGGAAACGUGAUGAAAAUGAACAAGAUGAACCAUCAGGGAAGAUAUCAAGAAUAGAAGACAAUAAUAAUAUGGAAGACGAAAUGGUGGAAGAAAAAGAUAUUCAAGGAAACUUUAACUGGGGUAGAAUAAUAAAGAUGGCUUUGAAGGAGGCACCAGAUAAUGAGCUUCCAGUAAAGAAACUUAGGAAAAAGGUACUUGCAGAGUUUAGGUCCAGAGGAGACAAUAAGCCAUUCACUGACAAUGAAUUGAGGGCACUUUUUGAGAAGAAAUUGAACAAAAAUCCCAAGAUAAAAGUGAAAAAGGACAUCGCUAGGCUUUGCAAGAAGAGUUAAUUUUUUUAGACAUUAUACACUGUCAUUAAAGAAUGUUUUCAAAGUAUAUAUUUUAUGAGUUUAAGAGAUUUUCAUAAAAAAWCAAGGUUGAAGGAACCCUUUCACACCAAAAACAAGGGCAGAUCCAAUUUUUGAGAGGGGAGUCCAAAUGUAUACUUCAUUACAAAAUUUACUUUUUACCCUGUGGCAAAAAUAGCUCUUAGGAUUAAUUAAACCUCAGGUAUGACAGGGAAGUCUGGAUGCCCAACCCUUGGAUCUACAAAUUCUUCAUAAUUGUGUUACUGGUAUGCUGAAAUGUUUUCACAUUUCAGACCAAGUGUCAAUCUCUUGAGAAUAACACUGUUAAACGAUGAUACUCUUGGUAAUGACAUGUGGUCUGAAAUAGAAAAACAUUUAUGCCAAAGGUAAAGAGGUUGAUUGUCUUCAAACUUCUCAAUAUCACAGAAUUAAGUAUAUAUUUGCAGUCUAUCUUGCAAAGCYAAUACUUUAAUACUGGUUGGUAGGCAGAAUGAUAAGCGAUGAGAGAAGUAGUCCUGUUUGUAUCAGCAAUGCAGUUAAAAAUAUUUAUUCUUGUAAUAUAAUUAUAUGUUUUUAACUAUUUUAAAGAGCUAAUAACGACUGUAACAAUUCAUUAAUUUUGCAUUCAAUGAUAGGUURCAUAAACAUUCAAAUUUGGUGAAUUGAUAUUUUUUUACUCAAAUAAUUCAACUAUAACAAUGGUGUUUGGGGUUCCUGUGGUCUCAUGGAAGCACAGGGAACCCAUAUUGAAUAUAUCCACAUUCAUUCUAGGAAACUAUAUUUCCUGUUUGUGUUUGGUUUAAAAAUCUGUUCAACAGGCUUUUUAGAAUCUUUGAACUGAACCAAUGCUUUUGUUUAUUGAGUUACGAUCUGUGAUGGCAGCUGAUAGAUAAAGCCAUUUUGUGUAAAUUGAGACAUGAAGGAAGUAAUCUUCAUUGAGUUACUACUUUAUGGAGGCCUUGGAAUGGUACCAUAAAACAAUGCAGAAAUGCAAACAAAGAUCCACUUAAAGCGUUCCUAAACGCACAUGAAGUAGUAACAACUGCAUUUGAUUGGAAAUGUUAUGGAACUAUAAAUCAGAUGGAGAACUCUGUACAAAUAGAACUCAAAACGAGAAAGUGAGUUUUCUUUUUGGUUUUACUAUCAGCCUCAUCUGCAUGAUUACUCUUUUCAUUGCUACACGCUGUUUAGACAACAGUUGUGACAUGGAAAUCAAGCAACAAACUACUAUCAAUCAAAUAAAUGGUUUGGUAUCCUUACAUGCAUUGACUGACGGCAGUGUAUUGCCCUAUUUUGUCACAACUGUUGUCUCGUUAAGAGUGUAGCAAUGAAAACAGUGGCAAGUCRAAAUUGGUCUUGGUACUGUAAAAAGUUCAUUUAUAAAAUUAUGUUUUCGGCGAUUAGGUGACAGCCUUGUCAGAUUGAAUAAAGUUCAAUUACAAAUUAUUGAUCACCAUGGAAACCAUUAGUUAAUCCUGAUUGACYAUCAGUCAUUGCUGCACGAGUUGGAAUCAUUGAUUUCUUGAUWUUAAAUACUUGUACUAUUUCCUACAGUGAACAAGAAUUAAAUAUCUAUCAGUCA
This is a messenger RNA of Actinia tenebrosa (Australian red waratah sea anemone), 2691 nucleotides long. Its product is annotated as cell growth-regulating nucleolar protein. Gene Ontology annotation, cellular component: nucleolus. Gene Ontology annotation, biological process: rRNA processing; negative regulation of transcription by RNA polymerase II. Lineage: Eukaryota; Metazoa; Cnidaria; Anthozoa; Actiniaria; Actiniidae. The record is from RefSeq and is a predicted model, not a curated record. Gene Ontology annotation, molecular function: DNA binding.